AUGUGGUGUGCUCUAACGGUUUACCAAGUGGAAGGGCAGGAAUGCAUACAAAUGGAACAAACGUUCGCUAACUUAUAUGAAGCUUCGAAAUUACUCGCCAAUCCGUCACGAAGGAACCCACAAGAAAUCCUUCAACGUAGCUUUAGUCAGGUCAUUAAGGAGACAAAGGAUCUGGAGAAGACCAUACCAGUUGACGAAGAGUCCAUUGCAAAGGGACGCGCCUUUUUCGCAAAGUUAGGAUUUCCACCAGUUGAAAAUUUUGACGUAUUUGGCAAUAUUAAAAUAAACGACUCGGAAGGACCAUCGCGUUAUUUGAACAUUACGGAUGUGGAGGGACAUCUUCAAGAACACAGAGACAAGAUGAUAAUUGAGACUAUUGAAUCAGUCCAGAAAAAGGCAAGAUUUUGUACCAUUUCCGAUUUUGAAGAAAUAAGAAAUAAAGCUAUGAAGGAAUAUCGGAACAAUAUUGAAAUGGAUAAUAGAAUCGCUGAAGAACGAGACCGUAUCUUAGGUGGAAAUAAUCCUGACCAUCCAAUGGAAUAUGCAUCAGAGAUGUAUACAAAGGAAAAUCCUAUAAAAAAGCGGGUACUCUCUUAUGCCAACGUGGUACAGUCAUUAAACGGCCAAAGAUUGCAAAACAAAGAUUUCAAUGUUAUUGCUGGUUUCGAAAAGUUAGCAGAAGUAGACUGUGAAAAUAACAAGAUGGUUGGUACCGAACCACAUAAUGUCUGGAACCUUUUGGCCUGGUUGGCUGGCGAAGGAAAUGAUAUAAGCGAAGGUCGACGUGAAGGAAACUACAUGAAGGCUUACUUGUCCAAACUCCCCAAUACUCCUGAAUCUAUUGAAUUAAGCCAUCAUUUGACAAACUUGGCCAGGCAAUGGUUUGAACGCCAGUUUGUUCGGUUUGUUGAUAUGUUUUUAUUGAAAAGAAUAUUGACAGCCAAUGUCGGUGGAAAUCCCGAAUUUGGUCAUCGUCUAAAAGCAUUUAUAAAAAUUCAGUUCAAGACGGAUGAUCAAUGGAACAUCCAAAACUUGGAGUUGGCCGAAGACUUUCCAAAGUGGGUUUAUAUAUAUUUUCUCAUACGCAGUGGUCAUUUCAAGAAUGCGCUUGUAUAUGUAACAGAGAUAGCUGAAAAGUAUCCACAAGAUAAGAAGUUUAUGAAAUACCUUGAAGAAUAUGUGGAGAAUCCACACCACUUAUUAAGUCAAGCUACUCGAAAAGAAAUCGAGUAUGAGCAUAUGCUUUUAAAAAACAACGGCAAUUCAGUGGAUCCUUACAAACUAGCCUUGUACAAACUACUUGGUCGGUGCGAUAUUUACGAAGAUCAUGUCAAUGGGGCAAUAAACACGUUGGAAGACUUUAUGUGGUUCCAGCUUUCGCUUGUUCGCGAAAACAUACCUGAAAUUGAAUAUGGCCAUGGUAAGUAUACUCUUGAAGAUCUACAGAAACGUAUCGUGGCUUCAGGGCCAAGUACUUUUAGUGCAAACGGGGCCAAUCCUUGGGAUUAUGCUAUAGUCCUUAUAUCCUCUUUACAAUUUGAGCGGGCUGUUAGCCACCUUUAUCAGCAAGAAGCAACCCGCUUAGACGCUGUUCAUCUUGCGAUCGCUUGUGCCUACUACGGAUUGUUGCGAAUUUAUACCAAACCAAUCCAAACCGACGACAAUAUCUUUGCUAUAUCCGCAAAAAAUAUUCCUGAAAUUAACUUUGACCAGCUUGUGUACCGCUACACCAAGGUUUACGUUUUCGAGAACACAAAAUGCAUAUUGAAUUACAUUCUGUUGUUGAGCCUCUUUACUCCACAUCACGGAUUUCCAAAUAAUUCAAUGGUGGAGAAAGCACGAGAAUACAUACGCAGGCUCGUGCUUUUUACAAAGUCUUUCAAGGAAUUCCUUGGCGAGGCUACUGAUUAUGGUGGCCGCAAGCCCGGACUAGUGGAUACUUACAAGGCUCUUUUGGGCAUCACAACCGAAGCAGAUAUGGUGAAUUAUAUUUAUAUUCCUUUAGUCCGAAGUUGUAUCGAAGCAGGACUAUACACAGAUGCAGUUAAAAUAUGUGAAGUUGGCUCGGACUACAACGAAGCAACCAAUAUAUUGAUCAACCAAUUAGAAAGUUCAAUUAAUCUACCUAUUCUUGACCCACCAAGAUUGAAUCCUGAAGACAAAAAAUGGAACGAUGAAUUAGUCAAAUUCUCGAGGGAGUUGUUGACAAGAUACAAGAGAACUCCAAAUAUCAAAUGUAAUAUUCCAUUGUCCAAAACAUACACUGUCGAUACCCUCCUCAACAUCCUCCAUUUCCGAGAAUUAUAUGAGAGUGGACGUUAUGACGAUGCAAUCCAGUAUAUGCUUCGGUUGAAUGUAGUGCCUUUACACGAUGAGAAUGACAAUGUGUGCCAGACAUUACGUCAAUUGAAGUCAGGAGAUAAAGUGAUUGUAAAGUGUAUACCAAAAAUUGUGAGGAUUUUGGUAGACGCACUCGAGAGAUUACACGAUUGUAAAUGCACACAUAAAGACGGCAGCAGAGAUUAUGAUGCCGAACAUGAGAACAUACGCAACUGUGAUAGAUAUGCUCGAAUUCUAUUUAGAUUUACUGGAAUGGCUGAUAACGAUAUGCUUGGGGAGCUUGUUUACAACGAAUUUCUCGACUUAUUGAUGGAAUUUAAUCAAGGUGUUCCUAAAAAUUAA
This is a messenger RNA of Phycomyces blakesleeanus NRRL 1555(-), 2682 nucleotides long. RefSeq lists its product as hypothetical. Lineage: Eukaryota; Fungi; Mucoromycota; Mucoromycetes; Mucorales; Phycomycetaceae. The record is from RefSeq and is a predicted model, not a curated record. Gene Ontology annotation, cellular component: nuclear pore. The coding region runs from base 1 to 2682 and encodes 893 amino acids. Gene Ontology annotation, molecular function: structural constituent of nuclear pore. The transcript has 18 exons. Gene Ontology annotation, biological process: poly(A)+ mRNA export from nucleus; protein import into nucleus.